Molecule: messenger RNA, 1939 nt
Organism: Nymphalis io (European peacock)
Lineage: Eukaryota; Metazoa; Arthropoda; Insecta; Lepidoptera; Nymphalidae
Product: carbonyl reductase [NADPH] 1-like
Exons: 1
Coding region: 18-881 (287 amino acids)
Molecular function (GO): carbonyl reductase (NADPH) activity
Source: RefSeq, a predicted model, not a curated record
CUUUAACUGUAACAGACAUGUCCCGUGUAGCUGUGGUCACAGGAUCCAAUAAAGGCAUCGGAUUCGCCAUUGUUAAGGGCUUGUGUCAAAGAUUCGAUGGGAUCGUCUAUUUAACUUCUCGAGAUGAUAAAAGAGGAAUGGAAGCUCUAGCCGAGCUGAAGAAAAUAGGAUUAAACCCAAAAUAUCACCAGUUAGACGUAGCUGAUAGAGACAGUGUUCUACGAUUCAGAGAUCAUAUAAAAGAGAAACACGGUGGUCUUGAUAUUCUUAUUAAUAAUGCUGCCAUAGUUGAUAGUGAUUUGAGCUCGUCUUCUUACAAUAAUAGCAGAAAUGUUAUAGAUAUUAACUUCAAGAGUGUGAUAACUAUGCAGGAAUUAAUUUAUCCGUUAGUAAGAAACAAUGGCCGUAUCCUCAACAUUUCGAGCGACUGUGGUCACCUCUCCAAUUUAAGAAAUAAAUAUUGGAUUGAGAGACUAUCCAAAAAAGAUUUAAAAAUUGAAGAUUUAUACGAAUUUGUCGAUUGGUUUCUUGAAUCGAAGAAAAACGGUACGUUUAAUUCUGAAGAUUUUGUUGAUGGUGGUACUGUUGUAGCGUACAGGGUGGCUAAGAUUGCCCUCAGUGCUGUAACAAUGAUACAGCAAAAGGAACUGGAAGGUAGAAACAUAUCUGUCAAUUCCAUGCAUCCAGGAUUGGUGCGAACAGACAUGACAACUGGUGUAGGUUUCUACAAUACAGAUCAGGCGGCUGAGACUCCACUGUACCUCGUCCUUGAUGCUCCUCAAACAUUAAAAGGGGCCUACGUUUGGUUUGACAGGAAAGUUCUGGAUUGGUACGACUACAAUGCUGAUUACUAUUUUAAGAUAAAAACUCUUGUCAAUUAAGACUUAAAAUUGUAGAAAUAAUUGGUUAAAUAAUAACUAAGAAUUGUCUUUUUCAUUCAAUUUCAUUCACUAUUUUUUCAAAAGUAUUUCUGCUGUUUGAAUUUAUAUGGUAUACCGAGUCGAUAUUCUUCAAAGUAAUGGAAAAAAAGUUACUAAUAUUACUGACAUCACGAAAUAAACAGACUUCAAUAUAAUAUUAUAAGUAAAUAUAUAAUUAUUACAACAACUCGCUAUUUAUCAUGUACGUAUUACGUUUAUCACUAUUGUUGAUAAAUUUUAAUUGCGUAAUCUAUUUAUUGAUUAAGAUAUUUAAUAAUUAGUAUCUUUUAAGGUCGGUUUACAGUGAUACAGUAUUCCGAUCCAGCGCAGCAAUCCAGUGACACUGCAUUGGUAUUUGACAAAUGUAUAUAUUAUACUUUUCAAUCCAGUCUUAAAUCUAAUAUCCAACGCUCGAUUCAAAUAAAGCAGUCGAUAUUUUUUCAAUAUAGUAACUGCAUACCGUACUCCGUCCUCUACCGUGCUAGUGCCGCUACACGAAUAAACGCGUCGGCCGAGUCGAUGCCCUGUAAUGGUAACUGUGUAACGUUUUACUUUUAUAUCCUAAAUAUUAACAUACUUAUUUUUAAUAGCUUGGCAGCAUCAAAACAUAAACUAAGCUGUUAUGAGUUGCUAGUAAGAUAUAUAAUAAUAUAUAACAUUAAUGUUGUGUUUACAUCUAGUAGGAAACAUGUAAUUAUUUUAUUUUUGGUUUUGUGUUCAUGUAUUAAAAAAAAAAAAAACGUGGUCUCUUCAACGCAGCAACGCUUUAGUCCCUUUGAUGUUGCAGGUCAUCAAUUACCAUCAUGAUCAGGUAGACUUUCUGUUCGUUUGACUUCUUUUAAAAUGAAAUAAUACCUCAACAAUAUAAAUAUAAUUACUGGACCAAUCUAAACGGCGUGGAUCGUCAUUUGUUAGUGGCGCUGGAUCGAAAUACUGGAUCUUUGUACGUCGGCUACUAAAAUUCUGUUAAAGAGACACUUAUCGCAUAUGCCCGCAAAUAAAAUUAUGAAAAUGCUUAA